Molecule: messenger RNA, 971 nt
Organism: Laetiporus sulphureus 93-53
Lineage: Eukaryota; Fungi; Basidiomycota; Agaricomycetes; Polyporales; Laetiporaceae
Exons: 4
Coding region: 71-736 (221 amino acids)
Biological process (GO): proteasome-mediated ubiquitin-dependent protein catabolic process; protein polyubiquitination
Cellular component (GO): nucleus
Molecular function (GO): protein binding; ubiquitin conjugating enzyme activity
Source: RefSeq, a predicted model, not a curated record
GCUGCUCUCGUCGCUCACCCAGCCUCGCUCGAACUGAGCCCAUUUAGUCCCAACCGUCCUUUUGCACAUCAUGGACGCUCGUCUUCGUCGCGUGAACAAGGAGAUCGCAGAUUGCAAGAAUGACAAGUCCUCCAACAUCACCAUCGAGCUCGUCGACAACUCGCCAUUCCAUCUGAUAGGCUCGUUCGAUGGACCCGAAGGUACUGCAUACGAAGGUGGCCACUUUCAAGUCGACAUCGUGAUCCCCGACUCGUACCCCUUCCAGCCUGUCAAAAUGAAGUUCAUCACCAAGGUCUACCAUCCGAACGUCUCCUCCGCAUCCGGCGCCAUUUGCCUUGACAUCCUCAAGGACGCGUGGAGCCCCGUCCUCACCCUCAAGUCCACGCUCAUAUCGUUGCAGUCUCUACUCUGCUCGCCUGAACCGCGCGAUCCGCAGGACGCAGAGGUUGCGAAGCACUUCAUGACGAGCAAGAGCAGUUUUGAAGAGACGGCGCGGUAUUGGACGAUGAUCUAUGCCGGUGGGCCUGGAAAGGAGGGUGCAGGGAAAGGCAAGGCGAGCGGCCAGAGGGACGAGGUGGCAAUGGCAGGAUUGGAGAAGGCGCACGUGGAUCGGUUCGAGGCUUUGGGAUUCAACAGAAGCAAAGUGAUCGACGUACUACGACGGCUUAACUAUCGUGGUGCAAACAUAGCACAAAUCAAUGACGAUCGGGUCGUGGAGGAGCUCCUCAAGCCCUGAUGUAUUGUUAUCAAUGAAUCAUGAACGAUUCUAGUGACAUUUUAGAUUUGCGCUCAUGCUGUUUCCGCUCGGACUGCUUGUUUUUUGGAUGUCACUUGAAGAGCUACAUACGAGGUUGUGACUUUCUUGGGUCUCUUUAUUUCAGACACUUGCCGUCACUGCAACUUGGAGUAUCGAGCGCAAAUUGCAUCGCCACCAGUAAGCUCGUCACUCGUCACAGUUCGAGACAUCAUCC